CAUCGAGUCUCUUGAGUCCAAAAGCCCAGCCCACUAACAACCCAGCAACAUUACCCAACGACCAUGAAGAAUCUCAACCGUCACAAGCUUUUGAAACCAUGUUUCACUUUCACUCUUUGCAACAGACAGUUAUUCUCGUUGUUUCAACCCCACAACAACAACUCUUUCUGAAGUUAUCUAUCCACCCACUGCAUUUCAGAACAACAAUCGACUGUUGACAAUGGUCAGUUUCGUUAGAAUAUGUUUUAUUGAUAGGGGCGUAGAUUCCUCAACCAUACGAACCUUAACAGCAGCUGUUACAAUAUUUAGACGUUAUCAUUUCAACAAGAGCCAAACUCCCAAAAUUCCUGACCCAUUUGCUUCGGUUCAGAGCACUGGCCGAAACAUUGUGGCGGUUUUCUGGGACUUGGACAACAAACCUCCAAGAUCAGUAUCUCCAUUUGAUGCUGCUAUUAGACUGAAAAAGGCUGCUGAAUCAUUCGGGGCUGUUCGGUACAAGAUAGCUUAUGCUAAUCAACAUUCCUUUGAUUAUGUUCCUACUGAGAUUAAGGAACACAGGCGAGAUAGGAGAAAAUUAAACCAGCUGGAAAAUAAGGGUGUUGUAAAACCGGUAGAACCCUAUAUAUGUCGUGUUUGUGGGAGGAAGUUCUAUACGAAUGAAAAGCUUAUUAACCAUUUUAAGCAAAUCCACGAGCGUGAGCACCAGAAGCGAGUGAGCCAGAUUGAAUCCGCUAAAGGUAGUCAAAGGGUAAAAUUAGUGGGAAAAUACUCUAUGAAAAUGGAAAAGUAUAAAAACGCUGCUAGAGAUAUUUUAACUCCAAAAGUCGGGUAUGGAUUGGGAGAUGAGUUAAAACGGGCAGGGUAUUGUGUUAGUGUCGUUUCGAAUAAACCGCAAGCUGCAGAUGUUGCAUUGAGAAACCACAUGGUGGAUAUGAUGGAUAGACGGCAGAUGGAGUGUUUGAUACUUGUGUCGGAUGAUUCUGAUUUUGUGGAGGUUUUAAAGGAGGCGAGAUUGAGAUGCUUGAAAACAGUGGUUGUGGGUGAUAUCAACAAUGGGGCUCUUAAGAGGGUUUCGGAUGCUGCCUUUUCAUGGGAAGAGAUAAUUAUGGGAAAGGCUAAAAAGGAAGCGGUAUCUGUUGUGGGGCGGUGGAAAGAUAGAGAUAUUUUGAAAAGGUUGGAGUGGACAUAUAAUCAUGAACGGGAGAGGAAGUUAUACGGUUCAUGUUCUGAGGAUGAUGAUCAAAAUGAUGAUAUGAAUGCCAGUAACUUAGUUUCUGAUGAAGUUAAAACGGAUCAAAGUCGUGCGUGGUGGAAACUUGAGUCUGAUUCGGACUCUGCUGUGUCUUCCUAAUUGGUGGAAACUUUUUUCUUUUGUGAAGUUAUUAGCUUUAUAAUCGGUGAUCAAUAUGUGACCGAUAUAACCACGAGAAGCUAAAUAGAUACUGAAUGUUUUCAACAAUGAUUUCAUAGACUUAAAAUCAUAGCCUAGAGGGAUUUUAUUAGUACCACCAAGACAUUAUGCGUAAAAAGAAAUCAACUUGUGAAAAAUUCCAUGCUGACAUGUCAACUCUUGUGUCAUAUCGCGGGUUUGUGUUGAUGUUUUGGAUGUAGCUAUAGCUGGUUCACUUCUUAUCUGUGGAUCAUUGGUUUAGAUUCCGAACUGUUCAUAUUGUGCACUUGUGCAGUAUACGAUCUUUUUUGUUGAUCCAUAUAUUUUAGUUUCUAGUUCACUUGUAAUCUAUUGAAAUUUUGUUUUUUGUUC
This is a messenger RNA of Helianthus annuus (common sunflower), 1762 nucleotides long. RefSeq lists its product as uncharacterized. Bases 221 to 1351 code for a protein of 376 amino acids. The transcript has 2 exons. Lineage: Eukaryota; Viridiplantae; Streptophyta; Magnoliopsida; Asterales; Asteraceae. Gene Ontology annotation, molecular function: RNA nuclease activity. The record is from RefSeq and is a predicted model, not a curated record.